AUGUCAUCACAAUUCCGACAAUGCGUAGAAUGUGGUGCUCCGAUGGGUUCAUCAAAAGUGUGCAGUUAUUGCGGCUUCGGAAGUAAACACAACAAAACCACAUACUAUCUUGAAAUUGGAGACCAAGAGGGAGAAGAUAAUAAUACAUUUACAUUUCAAACGGGCCAACAAAAUGCUGGUCAUGUCAGUCGAGAUAUUUUCACCUUUACUGAAUUUGGAGGAACACAAUCGUUGGAUGAACAAUGCGAGCAAAAUAGUGGAUAUGCUUUUAUAUUUUGUUUUCAGAGAGUGUUGCAAUGUCAGGUGGACUUUUUAGUGGAACGAAUGAAUUUUCCACCAAUUUUGAGGAAGGCCAUUGCUGAUCUUUGGUUGGAUUUUGUGGAUGAAGUUAAAUUCAAAAAGCCACUCCUUCGUAGCAAGGUCAAUAAGAAACAAUUACAUGUCAACGUUAGAAACACUCUCCACAGAUUUGUUAAAGUCAAUGCAAGAGCGCUUCGAAGAUUAUAUUUACAAAAAGAAUUGAAAUUUGUUGGAUUUUUACUACCGAAACUUCAACCCUAUGAUACUUUGGUGUUUAUUUACUUGGCAUGUGCAACCAUUGGACAUCCAGUCAUGCUUCCAAUUUUGAGACAUUGGGCCAUGACUGGAACCAUUCCAUAUCGAAAAGUGUGUACGGAACUCUUUUCAAAUGAUCCUCGAUUUAGAAAAUUUAGUAGUAAUACCUUUUCAUUUAACAUGUACACUGAAGAUAAUAUGGCUUCGAAUUUUCGAGAAGGAGUCAUGCCAGACUCGAGAGAAUUAUGGAAACGUGUGAAAAAACUCUCUCAACGAAAACAGACGCAAUCUGCUCCAUCUCAAAACGAACAAACAGAAGAGCACAAAGACAUGUUCAAACAAGAAGGAUCUCCUGCAACACCCUUCUCACGAUACAUUCCCAUUCCAGAUCUUAAUUGUGAAAUCAUGCUUCGACCAUUCUUUCCAUUAUUCAUUCCUCAAAUUCCACAACAAGAAUAUGAUAUUCUGAUCACUUACACGUGUCGACUCAUUCAGGCGUUUACAAAAAUUUCUCAACCUUCCAUUUAUCACGACUGUGAACCUUCAGUAACGACCUUACCAUUUUGGAAAAAUCCACUCACUGAAAGCCACAUGUCUCCAUGCAUGUUCGUCAUGUGUUUUGUGUGUAUGACUUUGAAAUUGUGUUUUGGACUCAAUCGACAAUACGAUCCUCGCACCAAUAAUUCCCUAAUUCACAAUCCAUCGGCCAUAACGAUGGCCACUGGAACUCAUCCCAAAUGGGCUCAAUACAUGAUUCGUAUGAAUGAACAAUUUUCACGUCAACAUGAUCGAGGUGGAAUUCUCAUUGAUCACCAGCCCAUUCGAUUGGCAUGCCCCGACGAUCGAAUGUUAUUAUCGACCUUUCUCGAGAUGACCAUUCAUGAAAAGACUUUCCAUCACACUCUCCUGAAAGGUUCUCUGCAUCGACAAUUAUUUAUGGGAAAUAAUUUACAGGCAGGUAUUAAGGCAAAUACCAUGUUUUUGAAUGAGAUGAAUAUUCAAGGUUUACAGCCAUUAUUGAAUUCACUACUGAGAGAAGAGUCAUUGAGUGAUAUAUAUAUGAAUGGAAACACAACAGGAAGGCACACACAACUUGCAUUUCCCACACUCAAAGAUAUGGAAAUGAGAGCCCGACAUUAUCAUCUCUUAUUUGAUGUGAAUGGAAAUGUUCAUGAAGAAGAAGAGGCAUCAGAUGUAAGGACACUCUUUCCUUCUUCUGCAACUUCUUUUAUUGACAUGUCCUUCUUGUUGCAGAGCAUGAGUUGGUUCAUGGGAGUGGAUCCACAGAGUUUAAUAUCUUCCUAUAGUAGCGGCAGUGGCAGUGGUGGAUCGAUCUAUGGAACGAGUAGUCAUGGUUUUUAUGGUGGCAAUGAUCGGUGGUGGAAGCAUGGUUCGCAACAAGAUGUUACUUCACCGGCAAUGACCUUCCAAACUCUGUUGUCGAAUAUCAUUGUUAUUUUGGAGAAUGUAUUACUUGGAGUUGGAACGAGCCAGAAUCAACAGGGAAGGAAGAAUGAUGGUACUAGUAGUCCUGGUGAUCAUGGCCAUCUUUCAACAAUGAACAAUGACCCCUCAUCGACUUGCUUAAUGAUGGAAUUAGGAAUUUCAAAUAUUUCCAAAUGGAGUAGUAUACGAAAGCACAUGCAACACAAUGGAGUGAUGUAUCAACUCGAAAGACUCAAUUCUCAACUCUUGAAUGAAGGUAGAAAAGAAUUAUGGGAAUUAUGUUUGCCAUCGUAUCAACUCUUGUAUCCGCAAGUAUCAUUCCGAAGGAGUGGUGUAGCAGUGCGAGUUCUUCAUUAG
This is a messenger RNA of Naegleria lovaniensis, 2358 nucleotides long. RefSeq lists its product as uncharacterized. Gene Ontology annotation, molecular function: RNA polymerase I core promoter sequence-specific DNA binding. The transcript has 3 exons. Lineage: Eukaryota; Heterolobosea; Eutetramitea; Acrasida; Naegleriidae. Gene Ontology annotation, cellular component: RNA polymerase I core factor complex; RNA polymerase transcription factor SL1 complex. The coding region runs from base 1 to 2358 and encodes 785 amino acids. Gene Ontology annotation, biological process: nucleolar large rRNA transcription by RNA polymerase I; RNA polymerase I preinitiation complex assembly. The record is from RefSeq and is a predicted model, not a curated record.